Messenger RNA from Rhincodon typus (whale shark), 2916 nucleotides. Its product is annotated as C-C chemokine receptor type 4-like. The record is from RefSeq and is a predicted model, not a curated record. Gene Ontology annotation, molecular function: chemokine receptor activity. The transcript is spliced from 3 exons. Bases 64 to 1152 code for a protein of 362 amino acids. Gene Ontology annotation, biological process: immune response; G protein-coupled receptor signaling pathway; chemotaxis. Gene Ontology annotation, cellular component: membrane. NCBI's taxonomy places the organism in Eukaryota, Metazoa, Chordata, Chondrichthyes, Orectolobiformes, Rhincodontidae.
UACUUGACAAAGUUUGUGUUUAAGAGGAAUGAUCACACAAAGCUGUGCUUGAAAAGACCAGCUAUGUCGACCGCUGAACCUAAAAUCUAUACUACCUUCGAUGAUUACUAUGACUACAAUGGCUAUUUUGAAAAUGAUUCAAUAUUUGUUUACUUAUGUGAGAAUCAUGGACCCAACGAAUUUGGAGCCAUACUCACACCAGUCUUGUUCAGCCUCGCCUUUAUUUUCAGCCUGAUUGGAAAUGCUCUAGUUUUGUGGGUCCUGGUGAGAUAUGAGAGGCUGAGGACUGUGACAGACAUCUUCAUUUUAAAUCUGGUCACCUCCGAUGUACUCUUCGCUUUCUCGCUCCCUUUCUGGGCUGUCGAUCACACGAAUGGAUGGAUCUUUGGCAAGGCCAUGUGCAAAAUAAUGAGUUCAAUUUUCUUCAUUGGCUACUACAGUGGGAUCAUGCUGCUCAUGCUGAUGACCAUCGAUCGAUAUUUCACAGUAGUCCAUCCUGUGUCUGCUGUCAGAAUCAGGAAGGUCUCCUAUGCUGUGACAGUCAGCUUAGUUGUUUGGGGAAUUAGCAUGUUGGUAACAAUCCCUGAGAUGAUCUUCUCUGAUAUUACGGGUAAUGAGGAGGAAAGACUAUACUGUACAAGUAACUAUCCACCCAAAAGUACUCAAAUGUGGCAACUGUUAGGGUGUUACCAGCAAAACAUUUUCUUUGUUGUUAUUGUGUUCUGUUACUGGAGAAUUCUCAACACUGUCAUUAGGUGUAAAGCCAGGAAGAAGCACAAAACAGUGAAAGUUAUCUUCUGUAUUGUGGUGGUGUUCUUUGUGUGCUGGACACCUUACAAUGUGGUCAUCUUCCUGUUCUCUUUGGUAGAAUUGGAAGUCCCAGUGUUCAAAAUCUGUGAGAUAAAAAACCGCCUGACGUAUGCGUUUUACAUUUCCCGGGACCUGGCUUAUUGCCACUGCUGUCUCAACCCCUUCUUUUAUGCUUUCGUGGGGACAAAAUUCAGGAACCAUUUAAUCAGGCUGUUGAAUAAAUGUUUCCCCCAUCUGAAAAUUUGCAGAGAACUCAGUACCACCACUGGCACCAGCACCAAACAAGUCAACUCCCGGAACUACUCAGACAUUGACCUGCCCCUGGCUUCAAUCGGGUCUUGAAAUGUAGGCCCAAAAAUCUGGAACCAAAGUCUAAUGAUCCACUGAGGGAAAGGGUGGGCUGUUCAGAGACUCUGCCCGCCCCACCCUUGGCCAUCUGCUUCAGGAAGGGACAAAGUCAGAGUCUCUGCAUGACAGAAUGCCCCUGGGCCUUCCCUGAAAUGUGUUGACAAUCCCAUCCCCAGAGUGGGUCAGUCUGAUAACCCCAUCCUCCCCAGAAUGGAUUAGUCCAACAAUCCCACCCUUCCCUGAAUGAGUCAGUCUGACAACCCUCCACCCCGGCCCAAACUCCACAAUGGGUCAGUCUGACAACGCCACCCUCUCCAGAAUGGGUCAGCCUGCCAAUUGCACAAAUUCAGACCAAACCAAGGCUCUUUGGGCUGACUGAUCUUCUGUUCCCUUCACUGUCAGGUCAGAUUACCUGCAGGUGCUGGGAAAUUGGUACCGAGGGACAGGGUUGUGAGCCAAAAAUUAGAUGAAUGAAUAGCUGCGGUCAAACAAAGGCUGGCCAGGCAGGAAAAAUGCUCCCUUGCUGGAUCAGCAGCAAAAUACUCCAAAUCGUGAUUCAAACUAUCCCUGAUGUUGUGAUGAAUGAAUCUAGCCACAUUUUUGCAGAUAGCUCCAGUUCAUUGCUCUGUGCUGAGCCACUGGUCCUUCAUGGAGAGGUUAAUACUUCAUCAAUGACUUCCCUCCAUCAAAAAGUCAGUGUGCCAAUGAUUGUUCGGCAUCAUUUUUGUGACUCCUCAGAUACUGAAGCAGUCCAAUAGGGAAAGAUUGCUGUCUAUGGCCUUUCAGACAGAGCACACUUAGGAGUUGAAACUGUAGAAUACCUUGGGUGCUGUACCUUACAAAGAAUGUACAUUGUGAAUCAAAAGUAUUGAAAAUGUAUUGAGUCUCCUCAGGGUGGAACAUGUAUAGAGAAAAAAAUGUCUGUGAACUUUCUGUAAUUUGCAAUUGCCCUCGGGCUGUGUAAUUGACAUGUAAUGUAUUUUGUAAAUAUUGAGACUAUUACAUUGUACUGAUUGGAAUAUGCAGAACGAGGACAAGUUGGAUUUCGUUGCAAAUUCUAUAAUGUUCAAGUAAAAAUGUUUUGUUAUUUUUUUCCAUUCUUUAUGAAUAAAGUAUACUUUUAGAAAAAAAAUAAAAUCCCACAUUCACCAGAAUGUGCUCGUCUGACAGUUCCACCCUCCUCAGAAUGAGUGGGUCUGACAAUCUCCCCAUUAUCAGAAUGGGUCAGCCCUCUCUCCACAUAAUAGGUCAGGCUGAAAAUCCCACCCUCUCUCAAAUGGGUGGCCUGGCUAUCCCACUCCCAUCUGGAUGGGUCAGUCAGAUGAUAGCAUUCUCGUAAUGCAAACUUUUCCUAAUAAGUUAGCACGGACAGAUUUUUUCAAACAUUUUUGUAACUUGGAUUUCUAUUAUGUGCACUUAAUGUAUCAAACUUUGCGUGAAAAGUACACGGAGUAUAAAAAUGAAUUUGCUGCACUUUAGUAACUAGCAUACCCGAAAAUAUAGAAGACUGUAAGGUGUUAAAAGUGUGCAAAAUUUUCUGAGUAGACACCAGUUACAGGUUAGCUUGUUCAUUUGCAUUUUACGCUGGAUAGUCUUGAACACACUGAGUAUGAGUCCGAUGCAUGUUGGCACUCACUGUGGGAUAUCUCACUGCUUCUGUUGUCUUAGAUCUCUGAAAUUAUUACAUCAAUGUAAAUCAUUUUAUUAAAUGACAUGUAUGUAAAAUGGAAUGUAAUAAAAUAAUUAUCUGAAAAUUGA